AUGGCCAAGGACAAGAUAGUGGAGGCGCAAGAUGCCAUCCGGGAGAAAAACACCAUGCUGUUGCAAAAGGCGGCGCUGGCCAGAGAAGUGGAGGAGCUGAAGCGGUUGAGGGCCGAGGAGGUGGCUGCUGCCCGGGGCGAAAUGGAGCAGAAGAAGGCCGAAAAGAUAGCUGAUGUCCGAGCCGAAGCGAUCGAGUCGUUUAGGGGUUCAGAGGAGCUGAGGAACUACAUCAUGGAUCAGCUGGUGGCUAUGCAGCUGUGUUGGGAGUAG
Molecule: messenger RNA, 270 nt
Organism: Prunus armeniaca (apricot)
Lineage: Eukaryota; Viridiplantae; Streptophyta; Magnoliopsida; Rosales; Rosaceae
Source: the annotation of a GenBank genome assembly